Dibothriocephalus latus is the source of this 321-nucleotide messenger RNA. The record is from the annotation of a GenBank genome assembly. Lineage: Eukaryota; Metazoa; Platyhelminthes; Cestoda; Diphyllobothriidea; Diphyllobothriidae.
AUGGAGUACAUAACUUCACAGCUGUCCGCUGCGUAUGCUUACUUUGGAGUACCUCGUCUUGCCUCGAAUGGACGUCACGUUUUUACCGAUGUUCAGCUAAUUUCUCGGGAUGAGGUGGCGUGCGAAGAGAAGGAGAAGAUGCCUUCACCGUCGGCGGUGUCGGCCGUAGCACCAGCAGGCGCACCGGAGAGCUCUUUGGGCGCUGAGACGGAGAACCAGCUGGAGAAAAAGAAGAAAGAGCGCCCAUCGUCCAGUCCCAUCUCCCUCGUCGGCACGAUUGACUGUACGAAUGAUUUUGAGCCUCAUCAUGAAAAGCUGUAA